Closterium sp. Naga37s-1 is the source of this 420-nucleotide messenger RNA. Lineage: Eukaryota; Viridiplantae; Streptophyta; Zygnematophyceae; Desmidiales; Closteriaceae. The record is from the annotation of a GenBank genome assembly.
AUGGCGGAGGGAAAUUAUCCCCGGACUGGUGAAUGGACCACUGACUGGUGCGGAUGCUUCGAUGACAUCAGCUCAUGCUGUUGCGUUCUCUUUUGUCCCUGUGUCGCCGUCGGCCGAAUCGCUGAGAUUGCUGACUCAGGAGAUACUGAUGCCUGCGAGGCGUGUUGCUGCUGGUACCUGAUCCAAGCCUGUACCUUCGGUUCCCUUGGUUGCCUCUAUUCCAAAGGAAAACGUCUGAAGUUGCGGAGGAAGUACGGCCUUCCAGCAAAGCCUUGUGGCGACUGCUUGAUGCACUGGUGCUGCGCCAUAUGUUCCAUCUCCCAGGAGUACCGCGAGCUGCAGAACCGCGGCUGGAAGCCGUCGCUGGGUUAUUCGCAAAACAAGAACAACAGUCCGCCUCCUCAGCAGUUCAUGACUUGA